Molecule: messenger RNA, 1262 nt
Organism: Pundamilia nyererei
Lineage: Eukaryota; Metazoa; Chordata; Actinopteri; Cichliformes; Cichlidae
Gene: haus4
Product: HAUS augmin-like complex, subunit 4
Exons: 9
Coding region: 150-1262 (370 amino acids)
Biological process (GO): spindle assembly; centrosome cycle
Cellular component (GO): HAUS complex
Molecular function (GO): microtubule minus-end binding
Source: RefSeq, a predicted model, not a curated record
CAAUAAGAAGGCUUCCGGCAAACGCGCGCAACUUGAUUCAGGAAGUACGUGUUUAAGAUUUCAGCUCGUCUUCGUGUUUGAAAGAAAUAGUUCUCAAAUCCACAAACCUCCUGUAUGUUUGGAUACUAAGGACAAUAAUUAAUUGGAAAAUGUCCGGUAGUAGCGAGACAGCAAACAUAUCGUCGCUUGGGAAGGGUGACACUUUGCAUCAACAGGUCCUCGCCUCCUUUCCACUGUGUCACAUGACUGAAGAAGAUCUGAUCCAGAACCCGCAGUUUUGUAAACUCCUGGCCACUCUGGCACAGCAUGUGGAUCAAACCGGACUCACCGCUCCGCUGAAAACAGAGCUGGACAAGGCUGAAAAGAAGCUGCAGAUUCAGAAACUUCAAUGGCUGCGCUCCGAGAGCCUGCACAGAGGGCUGCAGGAGAUGAUCCAGAACCACUGUGUCAGGAAGCACCAUGCCACUGUACCCCCUGACCAGAACAUGUUCUAUGAGACGAUGGAGAGGUGUCUACUGGUGGCUCAGUGUGUCAGGCAGCUGGAUCCCAGUAACACAACAAACCAGGACCAGCCGUCGGUCCUGGGCCUGACCCCCCAGCUCGUGAUGGAGCUCAUGCCUUCCGAGAAGAAUGUACAAAGUCUGAAACAGGGUCUACCAAGACAGCUGGAGAAACAUCUCAAAGAAAAGUGUCUGAGCCUUCUCUCUUACUAUCAGCCUGAAUGGGAGCAUGAGAGCGAGGGUCUAAAGAUGGCCAAGCUGUCUCAUCUGUCAGCACAGCUGGACAAAGAGAAGAAAAGAGCAGAAAGUCUGAAGGAGACGUGCAGAGAAAACACAGUUCUUCUGCAGAGACAGACUGAGCUCUACCUCACUGAGCUGACAAAGUGCAUUCAGCUUCUCCAGUCUUUCAUCUUGAACCACAGGCUGAAGAUCCAGACAGAUCUGGAAAGGAAGAAAUUGGAUUACUUUGAAGGCAAAUGUGAAUUAAUCUUGCAGAAGAUAAAGGCGGAGAUGGUGGAAAUCCAGCUGGAUACAUACACGCCUGACUCGAUUUCUGCUCACAGAAAAAUAAGCAGCAGCGGUGGCAGCACCACCAGCAGCAACGGCCCCGCCUCGCGACGUGAACCGCUGGCUGGUUCACCUCCAGCACCGUCUCACAUCUGGCUGUCAGGAAACAGCGCUGCCCGCCGCUCCGCCCGGUACCGCGGCAUGCUCAUAUCCGAAGAAGAAGAGGAAGAGGAUUUUUAUUUAUCUAAAAGCUGA